AUGCCAAAGAGAUGUUAUAAAGAUGGAAAGGAUUACGCUGAGGGUGAGGCUUUUCAAGGAGGCCAUUUGCGAUAUCGUUGUCAAAAAUUCGGAGUCUACGUUAUUGAGGGAUGUCGAACCGAUGGUGGAAAAGAUUUAGAUGUGGGUGAUCGGGUACUCGAAGAGAACCUCUUGUCACAAUGCUUUAAGGAAGGUAACUCGAUUUUCUUUCGGCAAACGGUUUGCGGGAUCAUUGGAAUGCCAGCUUGUGACAAGAUUACACCAGAUUCACCACUUCUUGGUGUCGCCGGUAUGCAGGAAGUUGGUUCGGUGAGUCGAACGAUUUCCACUCAAGUUGGAUCCCCGUCAACGCUAGAGGAUAGCCCUGGUUUACCAUAUGGAUGGCAUAUUGUUGGAAAUGCACUUUUCCAUGAGCUUAACACUCAAAUUCAGAUCUUGAGUCUUUGUCUGACUCUCUGUCUGAUCAUCGCCCCCUCAGCAUCGGGUUCAUUUCUCGUUUGGUUAACUCUUCUCAUCUCAUUUCUCCUCAAUCUAUCUGCAGCCGCAAUUUUACUCUUUGAACUCGAAAAUAUCGUUUUCCCGCUUUUUCGAACGGUCUCCUACAGUAUGACAGAAUCUCUCGGAGCACUUCUCCUUGUCAUUCUUCACUUCGUUUCGUUGUGGUUGUGCUUCAACGCAAAAACCUACACAUCAAGCUUCGCAUGGACAGUUGCAGCGGGUAUCUGCCUACUUCAAUCCUUUGCCUAUGCUUUUGAUUUCUUUCAAUAUUUCCGAGAAUGGCUUCGUGAACAGAGAGAAGCCGCCAAUCGCCUUCAUGUUGAAUCACCAACAAGUUACGGACUUCCU
Mesorhabditis belari is the source of this 846-nucleotide messenger RNA. Lineage: Eukaryota; Metazoa; Nematoda; Chromadorea; Rhabditida; Rhabditidae. The record is from the annotation of a GenBank genome assembly.